Messenger RNA from Camelina sativa (false flax), 4523 nucleotides. The record is from RefSeq and is a predicted model, not a curated record. NCBI's taxonomy places the organism in Eukaryota, Viridiplantae, Streptophyta, Magnoliopsida, Brassicales, Brassicaceae.
UAGAAUGUCACAGCCGAUUCAUAGAAAAGUUCGCAUGAUUUCUACAGUCUACAUUAUCUUUCCUUGUACUGUUUUCUUAUAUAAAGAAAAUUAUCUUGUCUUCUAUGUCUUGUUUGUGUUUGUGUAGUUGUGUUUUCCCUUGGCUACUUCCUUCUUAUGAUUUUAUUUACUAUAGAAACAUUAUUGAAGGAAGCUUCUUCUCUAGCUAGUUGCUCAUGUAGGACCAGUACGUUCUUGUAAUUUUCUGUGAGGACUUCUCAGUCAAUGAAGUCAACGUUUUUACAUUGUAUACAGAGCCUCCUAUAGCUCUCACUUUAAAGCUCUGUGAUAGUUGAUAGCAUAGCAAAGCAAAAGAGAUAAGAAAACUGUUCAUACUAAUUAAUGGCUUCUUCUUUUUACCUUACCACUGUUGCAGCUGCAAUAGGCUUCUUCACCCUUUUGAGAAAACUCAGAUUCCAUCAAGAAAAUCAAGAAAAGAAGUCAUCUUCUUUACCUCCUUCAUCUCCAUCUCCGUUGUCUCUUUCAUCAGUUCCUCCAUCUUCUUUACCUCCUUCAUCAUCAUCUACAUCGUCUUUGUCUCCUUCAUCUGUUCCUUCUUCACCUUCUUUGUCUAGCACGUGGACGCACCAAGUCUUUCCCAGCUUCCGCGGGGAAGAUGUCCGUAGAGACUUUCUCAGCCACAUUCAGAUGGAGUUUCAAAGAAUGGGAAUCACUCCGUUCGUUGAUAAUGAGAUCAAAAGAGGAGAAUCCAUCGGUCCUGAGCUCAUUCGGGCUAUUAGAGGAUCUAAGAUCGCUAUUAUCUUGCUCUCUAGGAACUACGCUUCUUCAAAAUGGUGUCUUGACGAACUUGUGGAGACUAUGAAGUGCAGAGAAGAGUUAGGUCAAACUGUGAUGGCCGUUUUUCAUAAAGUAGAUCCAUCUGAUGUCAAAAAGCUGACCGGAGAUUUUGGGAAAGUCUUUAGAAAAACUUGUGCCGGUAAAUCAAAGGAGGACACUGAAAGAUGGAGACAAGCUUUGGCAGAAGUGGCCACCAUCGCUGGUUAUCAUUCAAGCAACUGGGAUAAUGAAGCCGCCAUGAUCAAGAAAAUUGCCACUGAUAUUUCUAACAUAUUGAUUAAUUCCACACCAUCAAGAGAUUUCGACGGGUUUGUUGGGAUGAGAGCUCAUUUAGAAAAGAUGAAACCGUUGUUGCGCCUAGAAUCAGAUGAAGUGAGGAUAAUUGGGAUUUGGGGUCCUCCUGGGAUUGGGAAGACCACAAUUGCCAGAGUUGUAUACAACCAAUUCUCCAACAGUUUCCAACUGAGUGUCUUUAUAGAGAAUAUCAAAGCAAACUAUACAAGACCAACCGAUUCCGAUGACUACAGCGCGAAGCUGCAAUUACAACAAAUGUUUCUGUCUCAAAUAACGAAGCAGAAGGAUAUGGAGAUUCCUCAUUUAGGAGUUGCCCAAGAUAGGUUGAAAGACAAGAAAGUUUUGGUCGUUCUUGAUGGCGUAGACAAAUCAGUACAACUUGAUGCUAUGGCGAAAGAAACUUGGUGGUUUGGUCCUGGGAGUCGUAUUAUCAUUACAACACAAGAUCACCGACUUCUCAGAGCACAUGGGAUUAACUAUUUUUACAAGGUGGAUUUUCCAGCAACUGAAGAGGCUCUUCAAAUCUUCUGCAUGUAUGCUUUUGGUCAAAAGUUUCCUAAAACUGGUUUUGAGGAGCUUGCUUGGAAAGUUACGUACCUUGCUGGUAACCUCCCUUUGGGGCUAAGAGUUAUGGGAUCCUACUUUAAGGGAAUGUCAAAGGAAGAGUGGAAAAAGUCACUACCAAGAUUAGAAACUAGCCUUGACGCUGAUAUUCAGAGCAUUUUGAAGUUCAGCUAUGACGCUUUAGAUGACGAAGAUAAAGAUUUAUUUCUUCAUAUAGCAUGUUUUUUCAACCGGGAAGAGAUUGAGAAAGUGGAAGAGCAUCUUGCAAAGAAGUUUGUGGAAGUAAGGCAAAGACUCAAUGUCUUGGCUGAGAAAUCUCUCAUAUCUUUUAGCAACUAUGGAACUAUAAAGAUGCAUAGUUUGCUAGCAAAACUAGGUGGAGAAAUCGUUCGUAAACAAUCCAUUCAUGAGCCUGGACAGCGCCAGUUUUUGUUCGAUGAAGACGAGAUAUGUGAUAUGCUGAGUGGUGAUGCAGCAGGUAGUAAAAGGGUAAUAGGCAUAAAUUUCCGCUACACAAUCGAGGAAGAAUUCGAUCUAACAGAGAGGAUUUUCAAAGGAAUGUCUAAUCUUCAGUUCUUAAGAUUCGAAGGUGGCCGUGAUAAAUUGCAACUAUCUCGCGGUCUGAACUAUCUUUCUCGCAAACUUCAAUUACUAGAUUGGAAUUAUUUUCCGAUGACAUGUUUGCCUUCUAUUGUGAACGUUGAGUUCCUUAUUGAACUAAACCUGAAGUACAGCAAGCUUGAAACGUUGUGGGAAGGAAUUAAACCGCUUCAAAAUCUCAGGCGGAUGGAUUUGAGUUUUUCUGUAAACUUGAAGGAGCUUCCUGAUCUCUCAACUGCCACUAAUCUUCGAAAAUUGAUUCUUUAUUAUUGCUCCAGUCUGAUCAGACUCCCUUCUUGUAUUGGGAAUGCCACCAAUCUCGAGGAUUUAUAUCUUAAUGGGUGCUCAAGUCUUGUGGAGCUUCCCUCUUUUGGGAAUGCCAUUAAUCUGCAAAGAUUGCUUCUUUGCAAUUGCUCAAAUCUGUUGGAACUCCCCUCUACUGGAAAUGCCAUUAAUCUGUUGAAUCUUUCUUAUUGCUCUAGACUGAUCAAACUUCGCUCUAUUGGAAACCUCAUUGAUCUUCGAUAUUUGAAUCUUCACAGUUGCUCAAAUCUGGUGGAGCUGCCCUCCUCUAUUGGGAAUGCCACUAAUCUAGAGUACAUGGAUCUCAGUAAUUGCUCAAAUCUGGUGGAACUUCCUCUUUCUAUUGGAAACCUUCAGAAGUUGCAGGAAUUGCGUUUAGACGGAUGCUCUAAGCUAGAGGAUCUUCCCAGCAACGUCAAUUUCAAAUCUUUGAACAUACUUGCGCUCAAGAAUUGCUCGAUGUUGAAAAGGUUUCCAGAGAUCUCCACAAACGUUAGAACUCUCAAUCUCUGUGGAACCGCAAUAGAAGAAGUGCCUCCCUCGAUCAGGUCAUGGCCCCGUCUUGAUGAGUUGCUGAUGUCAUACUUUGAAAACCUCAGGGAAUUCCCUCAUGCUCUUGACAUCAUCAAACAUCUGGACUUGAACGAUACAGAAAUGCAAGUGGUUCCUCCAUGGAUCAAGAGAAUUUCUCGUCUUAGGAAGCUCAGGCUCAAGGGGUGCAGGAAGGUGGUAUCACUGCCACAGAUUCCAGAAUCUUUAAAAGAGAUUGAUGCAGAAGAUUGUGAGUCGUUGGAGAGACUAGAUUGCUCCUUCCACAAUCCAAAGAUUAUUCUCGACUUUGGUAAGUGCUUUAAACUGAAUCAAGAAGCAAGAGACCUCAUCAUCCAGACACCGAGUAGGCGAGCAGUCUUACCUGGUAGAGAAGUGCCUGCGUACUUCACUCACCGAGCAACUGGGGGUUCAUUGACAAUUAAGUUGAAUGAGAGGCCACUUCCUACAUCCAUGAGAUUUAAGGCUUGCAUCUUGCUGGUUAAUAAUGGUGACUAUGAGGCUCCUGAUAGAGAUAAAAGGUUACGUAUUUCUUUCGGUGUUAGGUCUAUAACAUUGGCAGAAUAUAUUUCUCCAGGCCUAACAGAGCAUCUGUACACAUUCGAAAUCGAAGCAAUUGUAACUUCCAGCGAGCUUGUCUUUGAGUUUAACGUCGAAAACGGUAACGACUGGAAGAUAGGAGAAUGCGGGUUACGUUCGGAAGUUCUACAUGUUGUUGAUGGACACGAAUGAGAGCCUGAGCGGUACAGACUGUUGUGGAUUUGAGAAUAUAAAUAAAUGAUUUCUUGACUUUUUAAUGUCAAUUAUGUUGUUUCUUUGACAUACGAGAUCGGAUUUCUUUUCUGCCUCAACCAUUCGAACGCCCAAAAGUCCUCUCGAAGAGCUCUUUGACUUCGACAGAAGCCAAGACGAAGACAAACCUGUUAUCUAUGGUCGAGGUUGGAAAGCUUCGGAAUUGUGUUUCAAGUCAUGGGAUGAUCUUCAGAAGCUGUGGUAUGUUCGCUUGAAAGAGAAGAACAUGUUGAUCAGUUGGUGCCUUAUGCUUCAAGCCCAAAACGUGCAGAAUCGGAGUCUUGAAUGCAUUCCAAAGGAUGUUCUGACAAGAAAUAGAAUCCUUUUCUCAAAAGCACAUGGCUGUCUUAAUGCGCAGUUUAAAGCAAUUUCUGACACUGAGAUCAAUUGAAGAACCAGAAACCAAAAGAUCAGCCGAGAUGAAAAGAAAGGUUAAUGCUAUGUGACUUGUAUUUGACACCGGUACUGAAUAGGCCGAGAAGUUUUAGUAUUUGAAUAGAAUAGAGACAAAACAAGAAAGGCUUUGUUUCCCUUGCCCUUGUAAGUAAUAUUUCUUUGGUAUGGAACUUAAGCGUUUCGUUGUA